Molecule: messenger RNA, 1884 nt
Organism: Hyaloscypha bicolor E
Lineage: Eukaryota; Fungi; Ascomycota; Leotiomycetes; Helotiales; Hyaloscyphaceae
Exons: 4
Coding region: 1-1884 (627 amino acids)
Biological process (GO): negative regulation of transcription by RNA polymerase II
Cellular component (GO): nucleus
Molecular function (GO): RNA polymerase II transcription regulatory region sequence-specific DNA binding; DNA-binding transcription factor activity, RNA polymerase II-specific
Source: RefSeq, a predicted model, not a curated record
AUGAAAUAUCCAUGGUCUGCUAGCCGCUCAAACUCAAGUGCCUCCUCUGAUCCAGAGGCAGGAGGCACGCCCCUCGAAGAUAUGCCUCGUCGUUCCACCGAAACGCAACGGCGGAAUGGCUUCCGCCAGUCAACCCAUCCUGACCGCGGAGAACGAAUCCUUGAGGACAUUAGAAAUGGACACUACACCUGUUCAAUCUGCCUCGAUCCCAUCACCCCAGGCAACGCCUACGAAUACAGCAUUUGGCACUGCCCAGAAUGCUACAACGUAAACCACUUCCGCUGCGCCAAAUCUUGGGCUGAAGCUAGCAGCCGCAACGCCAUCCUUUCCGCUCUUCUCGCCCUUGGAAAAUGGAAAUGCCCGAGCUGUGCCGUCGAGUGUCCAGAGCCGAAGGCGCGAUGUUGGUGUCAGAAACAUUCGUUCGGUCUUCUGGGUCCAAUGUCGAGUGAAAGACCGAAUGCGUGUCUUGAUGCUUGCGAUCGAGCUAGUGCUUGUCCACACGGGGAAAGGAAACCUUGUCUCAAGCUGUGCCAUCCUGGACCUUGUAAUGUUCCGUGCUCUCCCUCCUGCGCUGGCCAUCCAGUCACCCCCCCGACUCCCACGGCAUGGAAUCAAUUCUGGACUCGGGCUCGGCAACAAUCGACGGGCUCAUUCAGAGGCCUGAUCUCCCUGUUUGUCAUUUUGGUUAUCGGUUAUGCUUUGAUGGCUAUCUUGUUAUACUUUCAUAUUGGCUGGUGGACGAAACCGUUCAAGUACCCUGAGAUCACCAAGAGCGCCUUGUGCUAUGAAAGGUUGGGUCUCGCGAUAGCGGGGGUGUCGGUUGUUCUGCCUUCUACCUUCAUUAUUUUGUCUACGCUCUUCAAAGGAGCGGCGGACUUCUUCGUCAACACUCUGAACCUCAACUCACGAGAGACGAACCGCGACCUCAAGGGGGUUACCAAGAACUUCGGCGCAAUCUUUCUGUUCUUUAUCUGUGUUGGAAUUUGGAUUCUACCGGUCAUUGGGUUUGCGGGUGGUCCUGAUAUCGCCUGGUACAAUCAGAUGAAAAGUACUUGCAACGGCUUCAACACUAGGGUUGCAAUGUAUACCUCCGGAAAAUUCGAUGUCAAAAGCUUGUCCUCUAACAUCCCAGCUUAUGACAUGUAUCUUGGCUCCCACCUCAAGCCCGUUCUCAAGCCCGUUUUGGGACCAGGUGUAAAGAACAUCGCCAAAGUCAUAAACCACUUCGAAUUCUACCAACGCCUCUCCAUCUCACGCACUACCCCCACGUCCCCCGACGACGAAUUCCAACACCUCGCAAUCGACGUCGACAUCCCAAACAACCUCUACCGGAUCCUGAAGCUCAACACGUCCGACACAGAGAACGAGUACCUCGCCUACAACUACAAGGACUCAGCUACCGAACUGCCCACCUUCCACCCUGUCUCGGAAGCCUUAAUCAGCGUUGGCAGUUUCACGGCAGUCAGUGCCACUCAAAAGCACAUGUUCAUCCCAGAACUCAACAUCGGAAUUGCAAACAUGCAUCAAUUCGUCCACGACUAUGACCAAGAACCCUUCGUGAAAAUCUACCAGAACCUGUCUCCCUACUGGCGUACUUCCAUCGCGGGCGGCCCUCCCACCCUCCUCCCAGCCGAGCAAGACUCAUUCCGCAAAACUCUCAACGAGCCCUGGGAUUCCAAGAACCCCGUCCCGCUAGAUCAUCAACUCAUCAUGCGCACGGCGUCCUUCGGACACGGCAGACAGAGACUGGAUAUGUGUGUCCAGGAAGAUGGAGGUGAGGAAGGAGUCAGUGUUGGUGUGUACGAGGAUCUGUGGGUCCCGUUUGCAAUUAUGGCGGCGUUUAAGCAGAGGAUGUAUGAGCAGAGUUUGGGGGCGGAGAGUUAA